CUGACUAUUGCAAUGCAUUCUGGGAUUGUGUCAACAUCCUGUUUUGAAAACAUGGCGGUCAAAAGAAGGUUGUUAACUAACUUCUGCAAAAGAAGCUGCAUAAACGAAAUUAUGGCCCUAUCAGCAGCAGAAAAGCAAAGGCGAUAUCGACAAAGGCGGGACGAGGAUAAGGAAAGGCGCCAGGCUUAUUUACAGAAAGAAAAGCAAAAAUAUAUUGCAGAUAAAGCUGUUGGCAAGAAGAAAUUGAUAGGUGACUUAAGCGAGCGUGGAAAGCGGUUACAAAGAAAGCAAUGGAGGAAACGUCAAAACCUUUCAAGAAAGCAAUAAACAGAAAUGAACGCUGAAUGUUUACAAACACCCGCCAGUUCUACAGAAAACCACAAUGUUGCGUCAACGUCCACAGACACGGGCUCUACGUGCAGAAAAUCGUUGUCAAAGCUGAAAUACAAGCAGACGGUAGAAUUGAGAUAUAUGCAAAGGCAGCUGGAUACAGCUCAAAAGAAAGCAGAAAUGUACAGGAAGAGAUGGGAGAGAGAAAGAUCAAAGAAAGUCAGUGGAAGCCAGCAGAUUACACCAAGAUCUAGAACAAAAAAACUUCAGCAGAAUUUUUCGCGGUCAUCAAAGGAGGUUAAAAAAACUUUGAUGUUUCACAACUGUCUUAUUGACCAAAUAAAGCGCAAAUACAGACAGAAAACUGCACAUAAGAAAACAGUUAGUGAAAUUUGUUGCGGAAGCAUACUUAGAAAGUACAAGCUAAAAACGAUUGCCAUGAAGCAGUUUGGUCCGCAACAAAAACAGGAUAGAAAAAGGAAAGGGUCUUUGAUACUUAGGUUGAGAAAAAGUAUUCAAGAUUUCUAUGAAAGAGAUGAUGUGUCUAGAAUAGUCAGCGGUUACAAAAACACAGUUACACAGCAGAAAUACAAACAUCAGAAAAGGUUACUAUUGGAUUCAUUAGGCAAUUUACACGUGAGAUACAUGUCAGAAACAAACAUCAAAAUAAGCUAUACCAGCUUUACAAGAGCGCGUCAUUUUUGGGUGAAACAACCAAAGGAUAGUGACCGAGAUACCUGCUUGUGUAAGAAGUGCGAGAAUGUCAAGAUGAUGGCAGAGGUCUUAGAGAAAAGGGGCGUAAUAGGCACCCGUAACCUUGAAAGUUUGGUAAAACAUACCGCUUGUAAUACUAAAAACAAGAGCUGCAUGUAUAGCUCGUGCGACAAAUGUUCCAAAAAAGAAAUACCCAUGAAAAUAGAAGACCCAGAUUCAGAAGUGAAGUGGCCUGAGUGGAUAGCAUCUAAAGAGGAGAGACAAAUCAAGGGUGAAAGUAAACAAAUACAACUAACAAUUAAAGCUAUACAAACAGGCACUGUAGCAGCCCUUUGCCGAAAACUAAACGAGGAAAUGUUCAGCUGUUAUAAAAGGCACCAUUUCAAUAUUUUCAACCAGAUAGGUCACUACAAAUAUUUGAAAAGUAACAUGAAGGACGAUGAAUGCCUAAUUCACGUUGACUUUGCAGAAAAUUAUGUUGCAAAGCAGCAUAGAGAAAUACAAAGUAUGCACUUCGGUGCCUCUAAACCUCAAAUAAGCCUUCACACUGGAUUUUAUCUUGUUGGUGGAAUGACAGAAGUUGAAUCAUUUUGUGGUGUAUCGGACUGUUUGAGACAUGAUCCAUCUGCAAUCUGGGCGUAUCUCUCUCCAGUUCUGAGGGAGAUUAAAGUAGAACACACUCAAGUAACAACAGUUCAUUUUUAUAGUGACGGACCAUCUAGUCAAUAUCGCCAAAAGGGAAACUUCUUUCUGUUCCAGUCCGAGAUUUAUGAACAUGGGUUUGAGGCAGCAACGUGGAACUUCCAUGAAGCCGGGCACGGAAAGGGAAUUCUUGAUGGUAUAGGUGGAGCUCUGAAAAGGGCAGCUGACAGGGUAGUUAGUCAUGGCCAUGACAUAAUGAAUGCGCAGGAUUUCUUAAAUCAACUGUCAAGUACAAGCAAAGUAAAUAUUUACAAUGUUGAAGAGGCUGAUAUUACAAAGAGAAACAUUGCAGUACCAUUGAAAACAGUUCCAGGGACAAUGCGAAUACAUCAAGUAGUAACUAGAACUCCAGGAUCUCUAUAUGUCAGAGAUGUGAGCUGCUCCUGCUUUGAUAAGACAUGUGAAGGCCAUUCGCUGAAAAAGGUCAACUGUCUACCAUCCAAUUAUCACAGAAAAGAGACAUUAGAUUUGAAAGGCAAAAAUGUCGCGAAAUCAAGUAGUCAGAAACCAGAACACACUGAAAAGGUCUAUGUUCGUUCAGUUGAUGUGACAAACAAUGAACCAUCGUAUACGCAAAUAUGUAUAGGUUUAGAUUCACAAGAUUCACAAGAUGAAACACUUAGAGAAAUCCUCCCAUAUCAAACAAACUAUGGAAACCAAAGUCACACUAUAGAACAGGAUGUUGAAGAUAAUGAUGUGAUCCAGAAUAACAAUCAGAAAAGAAGUGAAGAAGAAAGUUUCAAGAAACAAGUUAGUUUUGAAAUAACGAGUGUUGAACACACUGAAAGCGAGAUAAUUGUGCAUGUGCUGAAGAAACAAAACAUAGAUGACAAUAACAAUCCAAUGCAAAAGUGACAUCUUUAUUGUAAAUUGACAUGAAAUAACUACCGGUACACAUGAACAAUGUGAUAAUUCAAUAGUGCUUUUUCUUGCAAUUCUUGAAUUUGAUCUAUCUUUAGCUUCACAUGUUAUCAAUACAAAUGAACAUGAAUAAGUAAAAUGUGGUACGUGUAUUCAAUGUUAUCAUUUAGCAAAAUGAUUCGACUAUGGAUACUAUCUAUAUACAUGUAUGUACAUUCUGUAUUCCAUGCAAUAUAUAUUAUACAAUUAUGGACUCUUUUAACUAUUGAAAAUAAUGUGAUAUUCACCAGAAUGAGGAAAUAUUGAUUGAGUGGAU
Messenger RNA from Dreissena polymorpha, 2923 nucleotides. RefSeq lists its product as uncharacterized. The coding region runs from base 334 to 2601 and encodes 755 amino acids. The record is from RefSeq and is a predicted model, not a curated record. NCBI's taxonomy places the organism in Eukaryota, Metazoa, Mollusca, Bivalvia, Myida, Dreissenidae. The transcript is spliced from 2 exons.